AUGUCACGUUUCAAUGAUAGUUUAGACGAAUGCUUGAUUAAGCUAUACGAUUACUCCUCGAAUUUCAAUAUAAGUAUUGAGUUAAUUCAAAAAUUAGCACAACAUUUGAAGUUAGAUACAUUUGUUGAUAAAGAUGCAUAUUCACAUAUUUUUGAGCCCACUAAGAGCUCUAAUAAAAUCAAAUUUCAACGGCUAUCAAUAGCGGGAUCGUUCAUUUUAAUAGAUAUAGAUUUUACUGAAAAAAACAAGAUUAUAAAUGUGUCAUUGUCGUUAGCAAAUCAUAAUGACGAUGGUAGCGGGAAUACACCCAGUUUUGAUUUAAAGGAUCAUAUAAAGAUUGAAGAGAAAGACGAAAAAGGGAAUAUUUUGGUGAAGAUUGACUCCACGGAAAACAGAUUAUCAUUUUUAACUAAAGGCAACCAUGAAACAGAAGCAUCCGCUGAAAACAUUUUACUUUCGAGUCUACAGGAAGAAAAAUUGAGCAAGUUCCCUUUCAAUUUGAAAUUUCUAGCUACUUUGGAUAAAUUGUCAUCCGCUGAUGAAGAUUUAUUUCUGUAUUUAGAUAAGACGGCGUUGAUCUUGAAAACCGCGUACUUGCUUGAAACUAAAUACAACCAUGAUUGGUUGUAUACCGAUGGUCUUUAUACCAGUAUUGGCAAAAUUUCAACAAACGAUCCGGCUAAUUCACAAUUGGGCGUGUUUAUUGAUUUUUGGAAGGAUUUUAGAUACAUCAACCACGAGUAUAUGUCUUCUGGCUCACACAAGCUCAUCCUUGGUAAUAGUUACAAAGGUUUAUUAAAUAUUAAGGCAUCCGAUUCAACCCAGAAUGAUUACCUAAUUCAAAGUAAAGACAGCGUCUGGAGACUAAUUAGUAAAGACGGAGUAAAAGAAAGUUACAAACUUGCGUUCAAUGAUGAUACACAAUCCAAAGCGCUUUCUACAACAGCAUCAUCGAUUAAAAGCUCGAACAAAAACAAUUCAAACUGGAUACUUUCAUUGGACCUAAAUUAUCCAGUUUAUGUACAUUUACAGGCCCUUGAAUUCCUUGGAAUGACUAACUAUAAAAUGACUGAUGAGAAGACGACUGACUCCGACCUAUUCGGUAAGUUGAAUGAUAGUAAUGAAUACAAUUAUAAUUCAAGUGUAAAUAAAGAUUCUCCUUCAAAAUUGCGUAUAGUGCAACAUGCUUCACAAGAGUACAUUCCGAUUUCUUCAAUAUCGCUUAAUUCUUUGAUAGACUUGAGCCAGUUGAUUCCGGUUUUACGUAAUUAUAUCGUGCUUGCCAAUUUACUCCGUACUUUGAUCAAGGAAACAGCUCAUAAUCCUUCCAUAUUUGUUGGAGUAAAUGGGGCCUUAAACAGGAGUGGUGAAAUGUCUACAGAGACCAAGAAUAGAUUAAAAGCAUCGCUUAAAUUACCUGAUGAUGUAACCGAUGAAGAAUUGAUGGGAUUAAGUGCUGUAACAGAAAAUAGUGCAUUUUCAACCGCACAAAUAAAUAAGCCUAAUAUUGUUGAUUUGAAUUCUUUUAUAAAAGGUGGUUUAUCAGAAGCAGAAAGACCACUGACAUCUACUGAAGAUCUGUACAUUCAGUUUUCGCUAGACGAUAUUGAUUAUUCUUCUCCUAAUUAUGAUUUAUUAAUAUCAAUGGAUGGGUUAUUGGUAAACUCAAAAGGUGAUCUCGUUGACUUUGAAGUUAAAUUCAAAAUACUGAAUGGUGUUGUGUCUGAAAUUAAAGCCGAAGAUAAAGAAGAUGUUGACAUGGACGUAGAUAAUGAGCAGAUGAAUAAAAAUGAAAAGUUCGUUCAAGGAUUAAAUUUCACUGAGGAUAUCAUUAAAGUAUUACAAUACGUUUAUUUAGAUUAG
This is a messenger RNA of Debaryomyces fabryi, 1863 nucleotides long. It is a transcript of the gene MED1, whose product is annotated as Med1p. The coding region runs from base 1 to 1863 and encodes 620 amino acids. Gene Ontology annotation, molecular function: transcription coregulator activity. Lineage: Eukaryota; Fungi; Ascomycota; Pichiomycetes; Serinales; Debaryomycetaceae. Gene Ontology annotation, biological process: regulation of transcription by RNA polymerase II. The transcript has a single exon. Gene Ontology annotation, cellular component: mediator complex. The record is from RefSeq and is a predicted model, not a curated record.